Fonsecaea nubica is the source of this 2466-nucleotide messenger RNA. RefSeq lists its product as hypothetical. The record is from RefSeq and is a predicted model, not a curated record. The transcript has a single exon. Bases 1 to 2466 code for a protein of 821 amino acids. Lineage: Eukaryota; Fungi; Ascomycota; Eurotiomycetes; Chaetothyriales; Herpotrichiellaceae.
AUGAGUGGCAUGGACGACAACGAAGACGAGACCGAUCUUUUCGACGACGAUGAUUUCGACAAUCUAUCGGAGUCCGCUUUACAGCAACUAGAAUACCAUGCCAUCCUAUCGACCCAAAGAGCGCAAGCAUCCAAACAUGUCCCUCUCACUGCGCACCAGUCCACAAAUUUGCCGCAGUCGAAGAUUCAACCUCUUGCACAAUCCAAUGCUCGGUUCCCGCGUGCGCAUCCAGCUAUUCAGAGAUAUUCGACGGAGGACGAUGAUAGCUUUGAGCUGGUUGGAGAAGAGGGUGUGCCCACCCCAGUAGAAGAUCAAGAUUCUUAUCCUAUACGUCGAAAUCAACUCAGCGACGCCGCUCAGAGAGCACAAUUCCGCCAACAACGGUAUGGUCAAACCCAUGGUGCUGUCCCCCGUCCUCCGGACGACGAGGCGGACUAUGGACGUCAGAGAGUUUCAUUCGACGCAGCUUCAGCACAUGGUCUCCAUCAUGGGGCUGCAACAAGACUGGACGAAAUGUCGUUGGACACUCCGCCGCGACAAGCCGGCACGGCUGCUCGUGAUACUUCCCACAACCGUGUCGACGAACUACUCCGAGAGCGGGAGGAACUUGCUCGGGAGUUACAAGCUGUCAGAGACACGGUCUCUAUGCAAAAGGGGGAGAUUUCCAUCAUUCGAGCGAACUUUGAGAAAGAAAGCAAAGUCUACGACCGACAAAUCGGCGCUCUGAAAAAGUCAAUGGAAGAAGAAUCUGCAAAACAUACUGCUGCCCUCAACGCUUUGGCAGAAAAGAAUCAUAAUAUUACCACUCAAUUCCAGUUCCUCAAGCAAGAACACAAUCAAGGCCUCCAGGAGACCAAGACCCUCAGACAACGUUUAAAGGAUAAACAGGCGGAGAGGGAUGCAGACCUUACGACAACUCCCAAGCGCGGCGUCGCGAGCUCUCUCAGGGACGGUUUCAACGAUGAUGAUAUUAUGCUCAUGUCGCCUUCGAAAUCUGCGGGACGUUCCAAGCCGCCGACACCAACGGCAGCAGGCAAGCGAAAGAGAAAACCUGACCGGCCAAGCCCUGUGAAGCCGCUUGUUUUGAGGCCUAGCAACACUGCGAGUCAAAAUGAGAUGCCGCCUCCGCCGCAACCGUUGCAACCAAUAGAGCCCAUUAUCCCCAUUGUGCGAAAAGACAAACAAGCGGAACACAACCUCAUGUUCCUGCAAUCUAUCAUCGAGUAUCGCCUCACCAGCUCUAAGGAGCCAGUCUUCGAGGCUUUGCUCAAAUUCGCCUUUCCUUCGAACCCGUCCAAAACAUUCUCAGGACUUUUAUGGGAGGGUAUUGCUCAGCUCGGGGGGAAACGCUUCCCCGCCGACUUGCUUCAACUCUUGCUAGAUAUGUGGUCCAAGUCAUUGAAAGAACAAUACUACAGUCCGAUUGCCACCUUGCGAGAGAUAGCAAACCAGAUCAUCGAUCUCGAUAUGCUGCUUAUCGACUCGGGCAUUAUUACUGCCAUAAUCCCAGUCCUGAAGUCCACCAUUACGAUCAAUGCCGAGAAACGCUUUCAACACUCACCAGUGAAUCACACGACAUAUGGUAAGAUCCGCCAGACGCCUCAAUCGGUUCUAAACCCUGAGGUUGAUGGGACGAGCUGCUUGGAGCUCAUGCUCACAGUCGCCUACGCUGUGUCAGACGAUCCAGAACUGAUUGCUCUUUUGUGGCGUCUUGUGGACCACGAAUUCAUCCUGAUGAUGCUUAACGCCUGGCAGCCAAUAUCUGAUAUAGCACUCAUGCUGCGACUACUUGCCACCAGCAUCCUCCCUUCCACAUUCGGCAGUAUUUGUGUCGAUGGCCCGCAAUCAAAGGUCGAACACUGGUUGAUGAGUCGAAUCUGUUCUCUCCUUAGAGAAACGCCCAAUGUCGAUGAAGGUGUUGUUAAGUACACGACCCAGGAUUUCUGCCAACUACGGAUCGAAGCCAUGGACCUCCUCAUUAGAAUCGGAUUAACGUCGUCUCCACAUCCGCAUAAUGAUCCCUCUCAUCACGGCAGCCUUCUUAUCGCAAAUGACACGAAUGCCAUUGCGCGCAUUGUCCGCAGCUUGUACGACCAAGUCUCGGCGAUGUACUCGCUCCAUCCAACCACGCACACUUUGCACGCCUCUCUGAUCAAUAAAACCGUUUUUCUUCUCUAUCACCUUUUGCAGCUCCACAGCUCCGCCAUCCAACUGCCAGAAAAGCUGUCGGUAAUCAAUGGUGGGGUGCACAGACACCGGGUGGUGCUCACACGACUCGCUUUCUCUGAGGGGUUCGUGGUGGAUAAAUAUAUCAGCGACGAGACGGUCGCCAUGGCCACGCAGAUGUUGGAGGAGAGCGUGACGCCGGAUGAAGCGGAUGAGCUUUUGAAGUGCUUCCCAGGGUUCAAUGGGAGGGGAGCCGUCAGAGACGAAGAGGAGCAGAUGUCGCUGUGGAUGGACACCUGA